AUGACUGAAUCAACAGAACUGGGAACAGAUGGCAUUUCUCUGCUCAAGGCAGUCUUCCAAAGCCGACUCCGUCUGACUCGGCUGCUUUUAGAGGGAGGGGCUUAUAUAAAUGAGAGCAAUGAACUGGGGGAGACCCCCCUUAUAGUAGCCUGCAAGACACAGCACACUGAUGCACAGAGUGUUCCUAAACCCAAGAUGGUUCGAUAUCUCCUUGAAAACGGCGCUGAUCCAAACAUCCAAGACAAGACGGGAAAAACAGCUUUGAUGCAUGCAUGUCUUGAACAAACCGACCCUGAAAUUCUGUCCCUUCUGCUGAACAGUGGAGCUGAUCCAACCCUGGAGGAUCGUACAGGAUCAUCAGCUUUAGUCUACGCAGUCAGCUCAGGGAACAGGAAAAUCCUCCGGCUGCUCUUGGGUGCCUGUAAAGCGAAGGGGAAGGAGGUUAUCAUUAUCCCUACCAAUAAAAUUCCCUCUGCCCCUCAGAGGAUGAAACAGUACCUCAACGUUCCACCAACCCCUCAUCUUGAGGAACGUCUAUCUUAUCCUUCAGUGUCUAGUUGUAGGUUUUCAACUGAGGCCAAGAUGGAAACUCCUACACAGGCCCCCUUACCUUAUCCUGCUACCCAGACUUGCAGCUCUCUUCUUAGUCUUAGUGAUUCGCACUGUGUGGAUGUAAGCGCCUGUAAGGUUAUAUCCCAAACAAGCUGUCCAAACCAACCACUUAUUUCUGAUUUGGAUAGACGACUUUCCUUCGAAAAGGUAGACCCUGAAAAGAGAACCAAAAUCUCCAGCCUGCUGCUCCAACAAAAUCAAGCUUCCUCUUUAAUAGAGGAGCAAGUGGAAAAUGCCCAUGCAGAAGAGGAGCAACCAAUCAGAUUCAAGGUCCUUGCCAAACAAAGAAGACCUUCAGUUGUUUCAAGGCACCAGAGCAUUGAUGUCAAAGAUGCAACAGGUCUCCUAAAGUCUCUAGAGCACUUGUCACUAAAUGAGAAUGCUGAGGGAAGAAGGAAAUGUCUUGGCAGAAAGAUGUCAUAUGAUAGUGCUACGAGUUCUUUGCAUGCAACGUCUCACCCAAACUUGCAUCAGGAUAGCCUCCCUUUCUCCGAUGAGUCCAGUCCAGGGGAUGAAGAUUGCUCUGAUACUCUUAGACAGCUCAAUAUUUCCAGUCUACAAAAUGUGGUAAACCGCAGGAACACCGGGAUGGACCACUAUAGCUCUGACUCACAGCUCCUGCAAGUGGGCAGUCGAGAAAGAAUGCUAAAAAGUGGCGGAGCACCCGGAUCAGGUCCUGAAAAGCAUAAACAGAUGAGCUGUAGACCCCCCACUUUGUCUGGAUCCAAGGAGUCUCUGGAGAGUUCAGGCCCCAGACGAGGUGUUUCUGGCCUUGAGCGAAGAGGUUCUGGAGCCCUUCUUCUUGAUCAUAUUGCCCACACUCGCCCUGGUUACCUUCCUCCUUUGAAUCCUCACGUUCCUAUUCCAGAUAUCGGGGUUAGCCCUAGCUUCUGCACUUCCAGUGGAAGGAGUCCCGUUUUAACAGGGACCAAGUCUGUUCUACCCAGUGUACCUGUUUUCUCGCAGGAUCUAAAAGGUAAAAAACCUCUGUGGAGACGCCACUCUAUGCAAAGCGAACAAAUAAAACAGCUUGUGGGCUUUCGAGAAGCUUUUGGUCAUUAG
This is a messenger RNA of Cyprinodon variegatus (sheepshead minnow), 1674 nucleotides long. It is a transcript of the gene ankrd34bb, whose product is annotated as ankyrin repeat domain-containing protein 34B-like. The transcript has 2 exons. The record is from RefSeq and is a predicted model, not a curated record. NCBI's taxonomy places the organism in Eukaryota, Metazoa, Chordata, Actinopteri, Cyprinodontiformes, Cyprinodontidae. Gene Ontology annotation, molecular function: protein binding. The coding region runs from base 1 to 1674 and encodes 557 amino acids.